AGUAACCUCCUGGACGUGACGUGGGGAGGUUGUGCGCUGCUCCUCUGAAAAGCAACCCACCAGCCUCUUUUGCAUUUUAUAACGAAGAUAUUUAUUAUUAGUGAAUUAUUAAGAGGAAGAUUGACUUUAAUAUCGUCUAAGGAGGAAAAUUGCAUUGAAUAAGGUGCUACGGGCGUGCCAUGGGCGUGUGUGGGCGUGUGGCGGGGGCGUGGGUGGUGGUGGCGGCGGCGGUGGUGGUGGUGGCGGCGGGUUCCACUGUCCCUAAGCGAGGCGUCAAUGAGAUCGAAGCCUUUGUGAAGAGACUCGAGUAUGAAGCAGCCAGGGAGAGGGACGGGGGAAGGUACACAGUGGAGGGGUUGGGGGGGGUGGAGGGCCUGGUGGAGGUGAAUCUGAACCUCCUCCCUGAUGAAGUAAUUGUCAAGGAAAUAGAAGAAGGAUUAGACGAAGAGUUUGCAUUAGUAGACACAUCACAAGGGGAGAAGGAAGAGGAGGGAACAGGAGGCAGGAAGAACAACACUAACAACAUGGAAAGCAGGCAGCGGUCACUGAUCUACCAGGGGGUGUAUUUGCCCGAUGCUCGCUUCAACGCCUUCGCUGACGGGGUGAUGAUCAACAUGGUGGCGGAGAUGAAGAGGAAGGAGAUGGACCCGCUGUAUUUCCGAGUGUUCCAGCGCGGUAUUAUUGAACACGUGCCUCUAAGUAGCUCCACCACGCCCUCCACCUCCACCUCCUCCACCUUCACCACCACCACCACCACCGCCGCCUCCACAUCAAGAAGAGGAAGGCAGCGUGGCGAGGCAAUAGGCGGGGGUGUCAUAAGAGGGCUAACCAAUGUGAGAAGAUUUGGCAACGCUGAGGUUCAAGUCGCUGGCAACACUACUUUGGUGCGCGGCAAGUGGCUGAUGGGACCGUUAGACCUGAUCAUUGACUUCCGCGCAGGACUCUCUAGGACACUCGGGGCAUAACAAGGGUGCGCACUGGCCUGCUGGCGGUACAGUUCGACACACUCACCUCUGUUGACCGAUUCGGCGCCCAAAUGUCUGACUUUAACAUUGUCAGGUGGGUGAAGGUUGACUAGCGUGACUGUAAGGGUGACUAGGGUGACUGGAAGAGUGAAUAAGGUGACUGACUGGCUGAAAAACUGACUGGAAGGGUGAAGGAGUGACUGGAAGGGUGAAAAGUGUGAAGAAGGGUGACUGGAAGGGUGAAACGAGUGAAUUAUUUGACUGGAAAGGUGAAGGAGUGGCAGAAAGGGUGAUUUUGGUGACUGGAAGGGUGAAAAGAAUGAAAAAGCGUGACUGGUAGGGUGGAAGAGUGACUGGAAGAGUGUUAAAGUGAAAUAGGGUGACUGGAAGGGUGAUUUGUGUGACUGACUGGCUGAAAAACUGACUGGAAGGGUGAAAAAGGGUGAAUUGUUAGACUGGAAGGGUGAAAGUGUGGCUGGAAGGGUGAAGACUGGCUGACAAAUAGGGUGAGAGAAUGUGUGUGUGUGUGUGUGUGUGUGUGUGACUGCCUGACUGACUUA
Molecule: messenger RNA, 1525 nt
Organism: Portunus trituberculatus (swimming crab)
Lineage: Eukaryota; Metazoa; Arthropoda; Malacostraca; Decapoda; Portunidae
Exons: 8
Coding region: 180-965 (261 amino acids)
Source: RefSeq, a predicted model, not a curated record